This is a messenger RNA of Cucurbitaria berberidis CBS 394.84, 2334 nucleotides long. RefSeq names its product FYVE-domain-containing protein. The transcript is spliced from 3 exons. Bases 138 to 1982 code for a protein of 614 amino acids. NCBI's taxonomy places the organism in Eukaryota, Fungi, Ascomycota, Dothideomycetes, Pleosporales, Cucurbitariaceae. The record is from RefSeq and is a predicted model, not a curated record. Gene Ontology annotation, molecular function: metal ion binding.
UUGCACGAGCGCUUCAGAAGCAGGACGAGGUGGCGAGCGACAUGUCGCCGUGAGCGUCCGGCCUCUAUAUCAACAUAGCCACUACCCUCCAUCAGCGCUGUCCCCACCCCGACGGCCUCUACAAAGACCACUCCCAGAUGCCUCCCAACACCAGCCUUGACCCGCGGCAGAGCAGACGCUAUACACACAACCGCUCGGUCCUGGAGACACAACGCAGCGGAGGGAACGACAGCACAGAAGGAGGCAGCGAGGCUAUCCCCCAGAGCUUCCCAGCAAGACACUCUUCACGCGGCGCUGUAGCAUCACACUUCCAGGCAUACGGCGGAGAAACAUGGAUAGACUUUCUGCGGGAAUCCGGUACCGACCAAACUGUCCACCGCCAACCGCCCAGUAAUAACAGCAACAAUAACCCCGCAACCACCUCGGACCAGCGCCCCCAGCCCUCAACUUCACGACAGACACUGCCCAACCGCACUCUCCCACGCACCGACUCUUCGUCGUCCCGCAGCUCCGACCGCAAGAGGCGCUUGACUACGGCGGAGUCGCCCAUGAGACGGCCCUCGAGUAUCAGGAUGCAUUCCAGUAAUGCGGGCAACACCAGCUCGGAUCCCAUCGUGCUGGACGCAUCACCAGCUCCUUCACGCGCGCUACCCCAGCCACCGCUGCCGUCAGUUCCUCCACAGGCGAAUACUGAGUCCGUGAGGAGGCAGAGUGAUCUUGUCUUGCCGUCCUGGCAGCCCGACGCUGAGGUCUCGCAGUGUCCGGUGUGCGGGAGGUAUUUUACGUUCCUAUUCAGGAAGCAUCAUUGCAGAAAAUGUGGACGCGUCGUGUGCUCGUCCUGCUCACCGCAUCGCAUCACAAUUCCACGCCAGUUCAUCGUCCACCCGCCAGCGGACAACACAUCGAGCGUCAUCGACUUGACGUGUGACGACGAUGGGACCACCAUGUCUUCGUUCGGCCCGUUCCGCAACCCAGCGCUAGGCGGAGGCGAGGAAGUCCGCGUCUGCAACCCUUGUGUUCCCGAUCCAAACUUCAAUCCCCCGCCCCAGUAUAACCCGCCAGCUUCUUCUCGCUAUCCCGCAACGUUUUCAGCAUCUUCAUCAUCGUCGUAUGUUCCGCCUUUUCCGCCGCCGCAACCACGUCAACACCGAUCUUCUUCGAAUGCGCACGAUGCAUCUCAAACUAUUGGCCAUGGACAAACGCAACGCCCACGUGACCUGUUCAGCAGCAAUAGCGAGAACAGGAGAGUGAAUUAUCCGGGUGGCUCAAAUGCUGGAGAACGUAGGCUGCCACCGCUGCCCAAUUCCAGCGCCAUCCAAGCAUCACGCGGAUAUGGUGCUGACGACUCUAUCCCACGCUCGCUUGCCAGCUCCAUCCCCAAUAACGCCCCACUCCCUCCGAUCCCCAACUCCGCUUCCGUAACCAGAACCAGCAUGUUUCCACGGUCCUUGUAUACCCCCAUACCCGCGCCUCCACUCCUACCUCAGCAGCCCCAACCGCAACCGUCUCGCCCACGGCGCCAAAUCGCAGAGGAAGACGAGUGUCCCAUCUGCGGCGAUGAGCUCCCGCAAAAAGGUCACGGUAACGACGAAUCAGCUCGCACACAGCACAUUGAAGAAUGCAUCGCUCUGCACUCUGCGUCUCCCGCUCCAGCAGCAACUCUUACCCGAGUUGCAUCCGCUAGCUUGCCGAGCCAGCGUACCCGCGGUAUGAGCAGCGCAGGCGGCAACGGCGAGGGCGCGAGUAACCAGAACCGCAUGAGCCAUGCGGCCCGCGGCAUGUUUCCGUACAUUGCGACGGAGAAGGAUUGCAUGGAUGACGAGGGGAGGGAGGCCGAGUGCAUUAUCUGCCUUGAGGAUUUCGAGGCGGGGGAUAGGAUGGCUAGGCUGGUUUGUUGGUGCAAGUUCCAUGAGAAAUGCAUCAAGGAGUGGUGGGUCAAGAAGGGGAGGGGCGCGUGUCCUACCCAUCAGCUUCAGGAGUAGAGUGGUGAGAUGCUGUGGGGAGUUUGGAGAGGACGUUGCAGAUGCGCAGCAUCUUGUCAGCGAAAGCGUUUUGGUCCCCAUAUUUAGGCAUGGACAGCACGGGACGGGCAGGCAGGCAGGCAAAUGGCGUUUUUUUAUCAUGGCAUAUACCCCCUUACUAUCCUUUCUUGCUAUUUUCUUUCCAUUCUUUCCAUACCUUAAACACUCUCAUGGCAUCUCCUCUAGGCAUAUUGAUGAAAAUAGGCUGCAUGGCAUUUCACUCCUUUCUGUCUCUGUCUGUCUCUCCCUCUCCCCUCUCAGAAAACUAUAUAUAUAAGCACGCGCGUAACGUUGAGUCGCAUGGUUUUUGGCG